Molecule: messenger RNA, 1774 nt
Organism: Varroa destructor (honeybee mite)
Lineage: Eukaryota; Metazoa; Arthropoda; Arachnida; Mesostigmata; Varroidae
Molecular function (GO): ATP binding
Source: RefSeq, a predicted model, not a curated record
UUCGUCUCAGUUAAGAGAAAACCAUGGCACAAGCUGGGGAAUCCAGAUCUCCACGAAGUCCUAUAAGCCCCGAUGGCAAGGCGCCUCGGGGCAGAGAUGCAAUGGUACAGCUGGUUAUGGCUCUCGACGAAGACAGCGGAUGUCCUGGCGAACGCUUAAUUCGCACGACAUCUGCUUUACUAAAAACUCACCUCGAAAAAUGGGAAAAAGAACGUGGUUCUGCCUGCAGACCUGAAGAUUGCGCGAUGACUCCGUUAGAAUUUUUCUGCCACGUUCAAGCAAAGAAUGCUGCUAGCGAGAUUAGCGUAAGAAUCACAGAGAUGAACUUAACCUAUCUUCAUAUACGGGAGCUUCUGCAAAAUCUCUUCGCUCUUGUAACCUUCAUUCGGCCAAAAUCGGUUGAAAGCGCUCAUUUUUUUUGCAAUAAUUAUAUUCAGGUUCUCGUGCCUAUUGUUCAAGAUAUUGAAAACAAGUUAGCCCAGUUCGACAAAGCACCACCGAUUGACUGGGACGCAGCUGUAAAAAGGCUGAACAGUUACGAAAGGCAAUACCAUACUGCCAUCGAAACUGCAGUAGCAUGCACAAGGACGACAUCAGGAGUUAAAAGGAGAGAUCCAAAUCGAGAAUCUGACGAUAUUCCAUUCAACUAUUACGUGCCACUUUUAAAUGAUUUUGAUGUUGGGAAAAUUCUUGGCAGAGGAAGCUUUGGAGCGGUUUACGAGGCAGUACGUAUUUUUUUUAUCCUUAUCUGUAAAUAGUUACAAGUCCUACAAUUACUUGAAUGUGUAAUUGUUUUGGGAUAUAGAACCUAGUUGACCAAAAAAGCGUAGCAAAAGGAGGUUCGUUUUAUGGCCUACAGUGACUAAGUGUUAGACAGUAAAGUUUGGUCAGCCGGUUUUAGUGCACGAGUGCUUUGUUCAAAGGAACAACUCAUGCUGACGUUUUGAAGAUCUGGCUGACUUUUCGGAGGUGCAAACAUGGUAUCGCAAUUCUAGAAGUUGUGAACAGAGAAACUCGAAACUUCUUCAUAGCCGGUGCCAAGAAAAAAGAGCGAGAGAGAGAGAGUGAGAGAGUCUGCCCGGGCAUGUUUUAGCGGGGCAGAUAGAAACGAGUUGGAAGCGCACAUGAUGAAUGAAUGGUUAAUUGGCAGACUGCUUUCCGAAAGUGUAAACAGAGGUGGCACCUGAGCCUCACGGUGUCACUUUGCGGUGUCUGUCCACUUCUUAGCAAUUUUCAAUUGAAAUCAAAUCGGGCUGAGUAUUAUAUGGUUAGCGUAGGCGAUAAAAUAGCCUGUGGAAAUUUUGCAAGUGCUUUUUUCUUUUAGUUAUAAUGGGUCCAGUUGUUUGUUAAACGAAAGACUGGGCACUGAAGCCGUACUACAGCCGUUUGUGGAGCAAGCCUGUCGGAUACUCUACUUGUUACUUGCUUUAGGUGUAGGCUCGAAAAAAUGAAGUGCCUCGAGCCAGCGUCUUCGAUGGGCAUCAAGUCGAUACUAAGUGCGAAUUCGGUGCCCGGUGUAGUGCACAGAGAAAAAGGAACUAGAGCACUAGUGUGACAGCUGAUGUCGACUAAUAAGAGUCAGAAAAUAGAAACAAAUCAAAAAGCCGAAACAUAUAUUUUAUUUCUUUUCAGUAUUAUAUACCUUGCACAAGACAAUACUUAAAGAUAAUUUCGUUAUGCUUUUGCCGUUACCAAUAAUAAUACCCAGGUCGUUUUGUCUUACGUACCUGUAGAUGAAUCGUAGUUCAAUCUGAUUUGUUAGGACAUACAUGGA